AUGCGUCUUCUGUCGAUUCUUCAGAUCCUGCCCCUAACAGGCGGCGCUGCAGCGGGCUCGGCCUUUGCUAGAAACGAUGAGCCCUCUCUCGGCGUAGCGGACGCCACGAAGCAGUACAUUGUUGAAGUGGAAAAGGCUACGGACGUUGACGCUUUGUCCGAGAGCCUCAACGCCGAGGAUCAUGUCAAAGUCCUCAAGACCUACAACUCGGAAGUCUUCCGUGGCUUGACCAUUGAGACGGACGUGUACAACCUCGACAGCAUCGGACAGCUGGGAGACGUGGCGCGGGCGUGGCCUGCGAGCGUGGUUGAACUCCCGGACCUGGGGCCUGAUGUGCAGCCGCCCAGCAACGCGAGGCUUGCUGCGGCGGCCAACUAUUCCAUCCAUUCGUGGACUGGAGUGGAUAAGAUUCAUGCUACUGGCAACUUUGGGCAGGGCGUCAAGGUAGCUGUUGUGGAUACGGGCGUUGAUUACAGACAUGAGGCGCUUGGUGGAGGAUUCGGUCCAGGUUUCAAGGUAUCCGGGGGUUACGAUGUUGUUGGCGAUGGUUGGCCGAUCGAGGAUGGCGUGCCUGACGGCGAUCCACUAGAUGGUCGAGGCCAUGGCACGCAUGUCGCUGGCAUCAUUGCAGCUCAAACAGACUCGUUUCAAGGCGUCGCGCCUGGCGUUGAUCUGCUUGCAUACAAGGUCUUCUCCUCGAUUGGGGCUGAUGUCAUCACCUGUAGUAUUGGUGUUUCCGGAGGCUGGUCGAACGGCCCCUGGGCCACCAUCGCGUCGCGAAUCGCCCAACAAGGCGUCAUCAUCACGAUCGCAGCCGCCAACGAUGGUGCGCAAGGCGCAUUCUACGCCAGCAGUGGGUCUUCUGGAAAGGAAGUUUUGGCUGUGGCAUCAGCAGAAGCCGGGACCUACGCAGCGACGCCAUUCCAACUUACGCAGACGAUCAAUGGUGAGACAAUCUCUAUUCAGUCUGCGUAUCGGUACAACGGCAUCAACGCCUGGGACAUCGAAGACACUCCUAUUCAUGCCCUUUACCUCAACACCUCCAGCGGUCAAGCGUGCUCGCCGGCUUCGAUCCCCGCCGACACACCCGACCUGUCCAACGUCAUCACCUUGGUCCGCCGCGGCGGCUGCGACUACCUAGACCAAGAAUUCAACCUCAGGGCUUUCAAUGUCAGCCGAAUCAUGUUCUACAACGACAACAGCCGUCCUGACCACCCAUCGACCUGGCUGAGUGGACCCAAGGCACUUGUUGAUGCCGACGUUGGUGAGGGUAUCGUCGAGAUCAUCAAGGCUGGCGGUCAAGUUUCGGCGGACUUUUCCAAAUUCAAGGAUGCCGAUUGGUAUGUUGGCAUGCACAACGGUGUGGGUAACAAGCCCAGCGAGUUCACCUCAUGGGGCGGCCUGAAUGAUAUGGACCUCAAGCCGGAGGUCUCGGCCCCGGGUGGCAACAUCCUGAGCACCUGGCUCGACGGCACUUGGCGGGUUGCCAGUGGCACUUCGAUGGCCUGCCCUUAUUUGGCGGGUAUUGCGGCCCUCUUCAUUAGCGAGUUUGGCGGCCGCGACGUCCAUGGCCCCAGCUUGAGCAGGACGUUCUACAAUCGAGUCGUUGCCAGCGGUAACUCGAUGCCUUGGUCGACCGUGGAUGCCGUGGCGUUUCAGGACACGGGUUUUUGGGCUCCGACGAUUCAGACCGGCAGCGGCUUGGUCGACGCUUGGAAAGUUCUCAACUAUACCAGCACCCUCAGCACAACGAAGUGGGUACUCAAUGACACGGCACACUUUGAUGGCCAACAUAGUACUGUCAUCGCCAACAAUGCCAACGUCGACGUCGAGUACGGGUUUCUGCUUCAGCCUGCCGCUGGUGUUGAGGUUGCAACAACUUCCGGCGCUCUGGCCAAGCUCAAAGACUACAAACCUCUGAAAAUGAUACCCAACAUCACUCUCCCUUCAGGCAGCUUCAAAUUAAAGCCAGGCGAGAAGCGGAAGGCCCACGGCAAGGUCCUCAUCACUUCUUCUCUCGGGGAAACUCUCUCUGUCUCGUACUUUGGCGCAGCGUAUAAUGUAAAGGACCAGUACAAGGACAUGUUCAUCGACAACACGCCGUAUAUCAUGUCUCCUUCGCGAAACUUUCCCGAGAAGAGAAAUUUCACAUUCGACCUCAGUUCGGGCAAACCUACCAGCCAGGAUUAUCCGAAGGUCUUUACGUCUUUCAGUUUUGGCUGUGACGAACUCCGUUGGGAUAUCUAUGAAUCUGGGUGGGAGGAAUCGAGAUGGUCGUAUCCACCGGUUGUCGGGGAGAACGGCUACGUGGGUGCUGCUACGGCGUUCCGUGAUUCUCUAAGAUAUACAUUCUUCGACUCGAGCAUCCAUGACAAAGAAGAUACUGUGGCUUUCCCCAUCCGCGCUCUUAGUCGGAGCGUUCAAUCUGGCGGCACGUCCCUCGGGCUGGAUCGUCACAGGUUCUUCUGGCUUGGAAAGCUUGCAAAUGGAACUUAUAUCCAGCCAGGCAUCUACAAGUAA
This is a messenger RNA of Verticillium dahliae VdLs.17, 2520 nucleotides long. Its product is annotated as serin endopeptidase. The transcript is spliced from 9 exons. Lineage: Eukaryota; Fungi; Ascomycota; Sordariomycetes; Glomerellales; Plectosphaerellaceae. Gene Ontology annotation, cellular component: cytosol. Gene Ontology annotation, molecular function: tripeptidyl-peptidase activity; serine-type endopeptidase activity. The coding region runs from base 1 to 2520 and encodes 839 amino acids. The record is from RefSeq and is a predicted model, not a curated record. Gene Ontology annotation, biological process: proteolysis.